AUGGGACCCAGCCCCCGCCCCGCCAGCCCGGUCCUGCGCCCGGCGCUCUGCGCGCUCGCCCUGAUUGUGGCCGCCGGCGGCCGCGUCGCCUCCGCCUUCAACCUGGACACCCGAUUCCUGGUGGUGAAGGAGGCCGGGAACCCGGGCAGCCUCUUCGGCUACUCGGUCGCCCUCCACCGGCAGACGGAGCCGCAGCAGCGCAACCUGCUCCUGGUUGGUGCUCCCCGUGACCUCGCCAUAUCUGAUCGCUAUACCAACCGGACCGGUGCUGUGUACCUGUGCCCACUCAGUGCCCGCAAGGAUGACUGUGAGAGGAUGGACAUCACAGAGAAAAGUAAUCCUGGCCAUCACAAAAUUGAGGACAUGUGGCUUGGGGUGACUGUGGCCAGCCAGGGCCCUGCAGGCAGAGUCCUGGUCUGUGCCCACCGCUACACCCAGGUGCUGUGGUCGGGGUCGGAGGAGCAGUGGCGCAUGGUGGGCAAGUGCUACGUGCGGGGCAACAACCUCAAGCUGGACCACACGGACGACUGGCAGACCUACCACAACGAGAUGUGCAACAGCAACACGGACUACCUGGACACGGGCAUGUGCCAGCUGGGCACCAGCGGCGGCUUCACCAAGAACACGGUGUACUUCGGAGCUCCCGGUGCCUACAACUGGAAAGGAAACAGCUACAUGAUUCAGCGGAAGGAGUGGGAUUUAUCCGAAUACAGUUAUAAGGACGAGGAGGACCAAGGAAACCUCUAUAUUGGGUACACGGUGCAGGUGGGCAGCGCCAUCCUGCACCCUACAGACAUCACCAUUGUGACGGGUGCCCCGCGGCACCGACAUAUGGGUGCUGUCUUCUUGCUGAGCCAGGAGGUAGGCGGCGACCUGCGGAGGAGGCAGGUGCUGGAGGGCACACAGGUGGGCUCCUAUUUUGGCAGCGCCAUUGCCCUGGCAGACCUGAACAAUGAUGGGUGGCAGGACCUCCUGGUGGGUGCCCCCUACUACUUUGAGCAGAAGGAAGAGAUAGGGGGCGCCGUCUAUGUCUUCAUGAACCAGGCAGGCACCUCCUUCCCUGCCCAGCCCUCCCUCCUCCUUCACGGCCCCAGCGGCUCCGCCUUCGGCUUCUCCGUGGCCAGCAUUGGUGACAUCAACCAGGAUGGAUUCCAAGACAUCGCUGUGGGAGCGCCAUUUGAGGGCUUGGGCGCGGUGUACAUCUACCACAGCAGCUCCAGGGGUCUCCGCCAGCAGCCCCAGCAGGUGAUCCACGGAGAGCAGCUGGGACUCCCCGGCUUGGCCUCCUUCGGCUACUCCCUGAGUGGGAAGAUGGACGUGGACGAGAACUUCUACCCGGACCUGCUUGUGGGGAGCCUGUCGGACCGCAUCGUGCUGCUGCGGGCCAGGCCCGUCAUCAACAUCCUCCACAGGACCCUGGUGGCCAGGCCGUCCGUGCUGGACCCCGCGCUCUGCACAGCCACCUCCUGUGUGCAGGUGGAGCUGUGCUUUGCUUACAACCAGAGUGCUGGGAACCCCAACUACAGGAGAAACAUCACCCUGGCCUACACGCUGGAGGCAGACCGGGACCGCCGCCCGCCCCGGCUCCGCUUCGCCCAGAGCCAGUCGGCUGUCCUCCAUGGCUUCUUCUCCAUGCCUGAGAGGCGCUGCCAGAAACUAGAGCUGCUCCUGAUGGACAACGUCCGCGACAAACUCCGGCCCAUCGUCAUCUCCAUGAACUACUCAUUACCUUUGCGUUUACCUGACCAGCCCCGGCUGGGGAUGCGGUCCUUGGAUGCCUACCCAGUCCUCAACCAGGCCCAGGCUCUGGAGAACCACACUGAGGUCCACUUCCAGAAGGAGUGCGGGCAGGACAACAAGUGCGACAGCAACCUGCAGAUGCAGGCGGCCUUCGUGUCGGAGCAGGGGCAGCGGCUGAGCAGGCUCCAGUACAGCAAAGACCUCCGGAAACUGUACCUGAGCAUCAAUGUGACCAACACCCCAAGCAGGGAGCGGGCUGGGGAGGACGCCCACGAGGCACUGCUCACCCUGGCGGUGCCCCCCGCCCUGCUGCUGUCCUCCGUGCGCCCUUCUGGAACUUGCCAGGCCAAUGAGACCAUCCUCUGUGAGCUGGGGAACCCCUUCAAACGGAACCAGAGGAUGGAGCUGCUCAUCGCCUUCGAGAUCAUCGGGGUGACCCUGCACACGCGGGAAUUCCAGGCGCAGCUGCAGCUCUCCACGUCAAGUCACCAGGACAACCUGUUGCCCAUGACCCUGACUCUGCUGGUGGACUACACUCUCCAGGCCUCGCUUAGCAUGGUGAGUCACCGGCUACAGAGCUACUUUGGGGGAAUGGUGAUGGGCGAGGCUGGCAUGAAGACCGUGGAGGACGUGGGAAGCCCUCUCAAGUAUGAGUUCCAGGUGGGCCCAGUGGGAGAAGGGCUGGCAGUCCUGGGGACCCUAGUGCUGGGGCUGGAGUGGCCAUAUGAAGUCGCCAACGGCAAGUGGCUGCUGUACCCCACGGAGAUCACCAUCCGAGGCAACGGGUCCUGGACCUGCCAGCCACCAGGAGACCUCGUCAACCCUCUCAACCUCACUCUCUCAGUCCCCGAGGACAGACCGCCAUCUCCGCAGCGCAGGCGGCGACAGCUGGACCCAGGGGGAGUCCAGGGCCCCCCGCCUGUUCCUCUGGCUGCUGCCAAAAAAGCCAAGUCUGAGACCUUAUUGAAGUGUGGCAGCAUCCACACCCGCUGUGUGUGGCUGGAGUGCCCCAUUCCCGACGUCCCUGUCCUCACCAACGUGACGGUGCGGGCUCGAGUGUGGAACAGCACCUUCAUCGAGGAUUACAGAGAGUUUGACCGAAUCAGGGUCACCAGCUGGGCGACCCUGUUCCUCCGAACCAGUGUCCCCACCAUCAGCAUGGAGAACAAGACCGUGCCGUUCUCCGUGGACAUUGACUCUGAGCUGAAGGAGGAAACGCCAACCGAGAUCCAGCUGUGGCUGGUGCUCGUGUCCGUGGGGGCCGGGCUGCUGCUACUGGGGCUCAUCAUCCUGCUGCUGUGGAAGUGUGACUUCUUUAAGCGGGCCCGCUAUUACCAGAUCAUGCCCAAGUACCACGCCGUGCGGAUCCCAGAGGAGGAACGCUACCCACCUCCGGGGGGCACCCUGCCCGCCAAGAAGCACUGGGUGACCAGCUGGCAGGCGCGGGAUCGAUACUACUGA
Molecule: messenger RNA, 3201 nt
Organism: Pipistrellus nathusii (Nathusius's pipistrelle)
Lineage: Eukaryota; Metazoa; Chordata; Mammalia; Chiroptera; Vespertilionidae
Source: the annotation of a GenBank genome assembly